Megalopta genalis is the source of this 2440-nucleotide messenger RNA. RefSeq names its product negative elongation factor B (gene NELF-B). Gene Ontology annotation, cellular component: NELF complex; nucleus. Gene Ontology annotation, biological process: negative regulation of transcription elongation by RNA polymerase II. NCBI's taxonomy places the organism in Eukaryota, Metazoa, Arthropoda, Insecta, Hymenoptera, Halictidae. The record is from RefSeq and is a predicted model, not a curated record.
CCGCCAUUUUUCUACUUUACUGAGCGUCUACGAACAGAGCGUGGCAUUGCACUUACAAAAUAUGUAAUAUUGUUAUACGAACGAAGAAAUUAGUUGUUAUUUACAAUCUUUAUAAACUAUAUUUCUGUGGUGUGUGUUUAUAUAUGUGUAUAUAAAUUUUCUACUGAUAAAUUCAUUGUAGCAUUCGAAUAUGAAGAAAUUCCGAUAAUUUCGAACGACAUAAAGUAGUGGUACAAAGUGAUCAAAACAAAGCAUAAAGCUUACCUUUAAUAAAUAUUAUUCUAUAAACGCAAAUUUAAGAUGAGAAAUGUUUGACGAAUAUACUUAAUAUUGUGAAAUAAGUUAUGGCUUUCGUAUAAUCAGCAAUCUUGUAAACACGUAUAAUAAAUACGAAAAGCAUUCAUGAAAAAAUAGCAUAUUCAAGAUCAGAAUGAAUACUGUAAAAAAUAAUUGUGAAAGUGGAAGCGGUUUGGAAGAUCUCGGUAUACCGGGACAAGUUUUCUUAAGAGAUGCAUUAACAAGUUGUACAGAUCCAUUAAAAGCAAUAGAAGAAUUUCAGUUAGAAAAUGGUAUUUUAUUACCGUCAUUGCGGCCCAUGUUACCUUUACUCGAUCUUCAUGGUGUAAGAAGACUAGAUUUUCAUGCAUCAGUUCUUGAAGAAUUAAGAGAAAAACUGAUAAAAAGAAUCAAUGAAAUAGGCACAGAAAGAGCAGAUAAAGGUUCAUCGGGAGAUAGAAGGCUAAAAGAAUUAUUGUCCAAAAGUUUUCCAGCUGUAAGAGUAUCAGCAUUGAGGCCUGUUGUUAUGUGUAUUUUAAGGAAUACACCGCACAUAGAAGAUAAAUAUUUACGAGUACUUGUUAGAGAAAAGGAAUUAUACAAUGACGCAGAUACAGAAGUUAAACGACAAAUCUGGAAAGACAAUCAGAGUUUGUUUGGAGAUGAGGUUUCUCCAUUGUUCAGUAGAUAUAUUAUUGAAAAGGAACAAAUUUUAUUUGACCAUAGAAAUUUAAAUAGUCUUUUCUUCACACCUUCUCCCAAGGUAAGACGACAAGGUGAAGUUGUACAAAAAUUAGCCCAUAUGAUUGGACAUAGUGUAAAACUAUAUGAUAUGGUAUUACAAUUUUUGAGGACAUUAUUUUUACGUACAAAGAAUAUACAUUAUUGUACUUUAAGAGCAGAAUUAUUGAUGGCUUUACAUGAUUUAGAGGUCCAAGACAUUAUAUCUGUUGAUCCAUGUCAUAAAUUUACUUGGUGCCUGGAUGCAUGUAUCAGAGAAAAGAAUGUUGAUGUUAAAAGAUCCCGUGAAUUACAAGGAUUUCUGGAUAGUAUUAAGAGAGGACAAGAACAAGUAUUAGGUGACUUAAGUAUGACCUUAUGUGAUCCAUAUGCAGUAAACUUCCUUGCCAGCAGCGCUAUUAAAAUUGCACUACAUUUAAUAAAUGGCGAAGCGUUGCCACGAGAAAAUGCAGUCCUUGUUUUGCUGCUAAGAAUGCUUGCAUUGGGUUUGUCGGCCUGGCAAAUGAUUGAUUCACAAGAUUUCAAAGAGCCAAAGUUGGAUAGUCAAGUUGUUACAAAGUUCCUACCAGCACUUAUGUCUUUAAUGGUAGAUGAUCAAAUAAGACAACUGAACUGUAAACUUCCACCUGAUGAGAGAGAAAGUGCAAUUGCUAUUAUAGAACAUUCUGGUCCACCACCUGAUGCUUGUCAAGCAUAUGCACAACUUUCAGGAGUUGCUGCAGUUUUAUCAAUGUAUUACGCAUUACAUGUAGGAGGAGGUGGUGGUGUUGGAAGAGCAAGGGGCGAUGCUAGAGGAUUAAUGAGAGUUUUAGCUACUUUACCAAAUUGUCAAGCACAACGUGCAUUUGAAGAUCCAUUUUUACAUACAUUGGUGUCAUUGCUAAUACUAAACAUGGCUGAUGAAUUUUCAAAUGAGUCAUUCUGUACAGUUAUAUUUGACGAAUUUUUCCUAGCAGGUCUUGCAAGAGAUAAUGUUACACGACAUUUACUAAAAUUGCUUUGGUAUAUUUAUCCAAAAUUGCCACCAACACGAUUACACACAUUAAUGAAAGCACUUCAACCAACUAGUCAGCAUAAUGAAGCUGUACAUAAUCUCUAUGAGGCUUUACGUGAAAAAAUUGGAAGCCGUUCUACAGAGGAUCAAUUAGCAACGACUCCACAAAUAGAUACAUUAGGACUUGAUUGCCCACCUUCACCUCUCACUGGUGUCCCCACACCAUCUUCAUUGUAAAAAUCGCAGAAUUCAAGGUUUAAUACAUAGAACAUUGAUAAACCCGGUCUAAUAAUUUGUCUUACAAAGCAGAAUAUAAUCUACUCUGUACAUGUUUCAUCAUACGAAAAUCACGAAUUCAAACGUAAUACAAAUUUUAUAUUUUCAUACGACUGUAAAAAAUAACAUGAAAAUAUGUAUUUUCUAUUUUCA